This is a messenger RNA of Capra hircus (goat), 3373 nucleotides long. RefSeq names its product septin 4 (gene SEPTIN4). Gene Ontology annotation, cellular component: septin ring; cell division site; synaptic vesicle. The record is from RefSeq and is a predicted model, not a curated record. Bases 1775 to 3208 code for a protein of 477 amino acids. Gene Ontology annotation, molecular function: GTPase activity; GTP binding; molecular adaptor activity. NCBI's taxonomy places the organism in Eukaryota, Metazoa, Chordata, Mammalia, Artiodactyla, Bovidae. Gene Ontology annotation, biological process: regulation of exocytosis; cytoskeleton-dependent cytokinesis. The transcript has 12 exons.
CUGUGGGGCAGGAUGUUGGCUGUGGGCAGCCUCCAGAAAGGAGCUCCUCGGGCCCUGUGGAAUCAGGAGCUUCCAGGUCUAGACAGGCCAACCUUUUGGUCUCUCCUCUGUCAAGCUGUGUCCAGGCUGAGGCCCAAGUCUUGGCCAGGAAGUCUGGGUGACACUGUGACCUUCCCCUAGGGGGGUUCCUGGGAGAGACCAAGUGGUGCCUGCCUUUAUCUCUGCCCGCAUCCUUCUCCCCACGUGGGGACAGACAACUGAUGGUACCGGGAUGGGAGCCGAGGGGAGCUCUGAUUGUUCGUAGUGCCAAGUGUCCCUAGGGCAAGGGCCAAGGAAGGCUUUUUCUGCCACACAUUAAGUUCAGUUCAACUGAGGUCUUGGGGCUUCAACUUGGCCGAGUUGUAAUUGGCCUGUUCCUCUGUAAUUAAAGACACCCUGUCACGACCAGAGUCCUCGGCCUCAGGCCCCUGGCCUCAAGCCAGCCCGGUCCUUAGGCUGACAGGUUCGUGACAAGCCAAACUUGUCUGUGAGGGUCUCUUUGUGAAAGGAGAUGAGGGACCCAGGUGCUUGGGAGAUCAGUGGGGAGAGCUCCCCAGCCUGGGAGCCCCCCAGCAGGGCUUAAUUGGCAUACAGAAAGAAUGACCGGCUCAUGUUAAUAAUCAUCCUGUGACCUGAGCUGUCCCUCCUCUCUCCAGGUUCAAAGCAGCUUGAGGUGUACCUGUCAUCUGGGAGUGCUUGCUUUCCUCAGCCUUCCUGGGACAGGGAAGGGCCACUCACAUUUGGACAUUAAGGCCCUGAAAUUAAGACACUGUUCAGAAUCACAAAGGGUGGUUCUAGCCAAACCAGAAACACUGGCCUGCUGUAUGCCAGUCAGGUGCUCCAUGCGCUCACUCCCAGCCAGGUCCCUCUUUACGCGUCUCCCGCCUGGUCGGUAACUUGGAAGCCUCUGGGAUGCCAGCCUCUCCUUCACCCGAGGUCAUGCCCCACAGAGACCAAGUGUUAGCAGCUGACUCCCUGAGACUGAUGGGGGGAUGGAAGGGAUUUGGCUGAGUUGAGAGGGCAGGUAUCCCAGGAUGGAAGGCGUCUGUGUGGCAAAGGCCCCGCUGCACCUGGGGCCCUCCACAGGGAAAUCUCUGAAGGCGAUUUCUGAAGGUAGUGCAGUUCUCUGCUGGGAGGAACCCACAGCGACACUGGGAAGAAAAGUGGGUCCAUUCCCAUAAGAACCUACACGCAGGGGGCUGUAGGACACCCCACCCUACUUCAGUACUGCUUGAAGUUAAGGUGAAAGAGAGAGGUCAGAAUCCUUUGGGGAUGAAGUCUCCUGGACCAGGUCACCUUGGGGACAGGGCUCAACCCCCUGACAGGCCUCGGCAUCCUUGGGGGUUAACAAGAGAAGCCAAGUGGAUCAGGAGCCUGCAGAUGGACUUGGGAAGCUGGUGCUGUGCCCACCAGGGCAGGCAGCGGGCAGGCAUCACCAGGGAGCCAAUCAGAGGAGGAUGGGACUGCAGAGGAAAGCAGCGGUCCCGCUGCAGCUGAGCUGUCCUUGGAGGGUGGGAGCCAAGGGAAGGGAGGGGGGAGGGGGUGGGGAAGCACAUUCCACAGGCUUUUUUGGCCCCUGACAGAGACAGGGGGGUCAGAGAGAAAGGGAGAGGAGCAAGUCAGGACGCCGGGUUACAAGAGCAUCAAGACCAGGCUGUUUCUGUGUGUGAGGAACUUUGCCUGGCAGAUAAAAUUAGACCUAGAGCUUGCUGACAGGGAGUCUGAAGCGUGGGACAUGGACCGUGUCCUGGGACGGCAAGGCAGUUCUGUCCCCGAGGAGAGGGCUGAAGCUGGGAUCAAGCGCUUUCUGGAGGACGCGGAUGACGCAGAACUGAACAAGUUCGUGACGGAUUUCCCAGGAAGCGAGACGUACCACCCACCAGAGGCCAAGACCUUGGUGCCCAGGCCCCAAAUCCAGGAGCCGAGGCCCCAGGCUUCAGACCUCUGCCAGGAUGACCUGGAGUUCAAAUCCCCCUCGUGGCCCCAGCCCUCUGACAGCCAGCAGUACUUCUCUGCCUCAGCCCCCCUCAGCCCCUCAGCCCGGCCCCGCAGCCCGUGGGGCAAGCUCGAUCCCUAUGACUCCUCCGAGGAUGACAAGGAGUACGUGGGCUUUGCGACCCUCCCCAAUCAAGUCCACCGGAAGUCUGUGAAGAAAGGCUUUGACUUUACCCUCAUGGUGGCAGGAGAGUCGGGCCUGGGAAAGUCCACGCUGGUCAACAGCCUCUUCCUCACAGAUCUGUACCGGGACCGGAAGCUCCUCAGUGCAGAAGAGCGUAUCAUGCAGACGGUGGAGAUCACUAAGCACGCCGUGGACAUAGAAGAGAAGGGCGUGAAGCUGCGGCUCACCAUUGUGGACACACCAGGUUUUGGGGACGCCGUCAACAACACAGAGUGCUGGAAGCCUGUGGCCGAAUACAUCGACCAGCAGUUUGAGCAGUAUUUCCGAGAUGAGAGUGGCCUGAACCGCAAGAACAUUCAAGACAACAGGGUGCACUGCUGCCUGUACUUCAUCUCGCCCUUCGGCCACGGGCUCCGGCCUCUGGAUGUUGAAUUCAUGAAGGCCCUGCAUCAGCGGGUCAACAUCGUGCCUAUCUUGGCCAAGGCGGACACACUGACACCCCCUGAAGUGGAGCGCAAGAAACGCAAAAUCCGGGAGGAGAUUGAGCACUUUGGAAUCAAGGUCUACCAGUUCCCAGACUGUGACUCUGAUGAGGAUGAGGACUUCAAAUCACAGGACCUGGCCCUAAAGGAAAGCAUCCCAUUUGCUGUCAUUGGCAGCAACACUGUGGUAGAGGCCAGAGGGCGUCGAGUUCGGGGCCGGCUCUACCCCUGGGGCAUCGUGGAAGUGGAAAACCCAGGGCACUGCGACUUUGUGAAGCUGAGGACAAUGCUGGUGCGUACUCACAUGCAGGACCUGAAAGACGUGACGCGGGAGACACAUUAUGAGAACUACCGGGCACAGUGCAUCCAGAGCAUGACCCGCCUGGUGGUGAAAGAACGGAAUCGCAACAAACUGACUCUAGAGAGUGGUACCGACUUCCCCCUUCCUGCCGUCCCACCAGGGACAGAUCCAGAAACUGAGAGGCUGAUCCGAGAGAAAGAUGAGGAGCUGCGGCGGAUGCAGGAGAUGCUGCACAAAAUCCAGAGACAGAUGAAGGAGACCCAUUAGCUGACUUUCAGCCCUGAAUAUUUAAACGCCGCCUCUUCGUCCUGCCUAUGUCGGCCCCUCCCAGCACCAGCUCUGCUCAGGCCCCUGCAGCUACUGCCACUUCGCCUUACAUCCCUGCUGCCUCCCCAGAGACUCAGAGGAAAUAAAGUUUAACAAAUCUGUAGG